Molecule: messenger RNA, 1329 nt
Organism: Teleopsis dalmanni
Lineage: Eukaryota; Metazoa; Arthropoda; Insecta; Diptera; Diopsidae
Product: protein phosphatase PP2A 55 kDa regulatory subunit
Exons: 4
Coding region: 1-1329 (442 amino acids)
Biological process (GO): peptidyl-serine dephosphorylation
Cellular component (GO): protein phosphatase type 2A complex; cytosol
Molecular function (GO): protein binding; protein phosphatase regulator activity
Source: RefSeq, a predicted model, not a curated record
AUGGGUAAUGGAGAAGCGUCUUGGUGCUUCUCACAAAUAAAAGGAGCAUUAGAUGAUGAUGUAACAGAUGCUGAUAUUAUAUCAUGUGUUGAAUUUAAUCAUGAUGGAGAGUUAUUGGCGACAGGUGACAAAGGUGGACGUGUAGUAAUAUUCCAGCGUGAUGCUGCUUCAAAAACAGCAAUUCCUCGACGUGGUGAAUAUAAUGUCUAUUCGACAUUCCAAUCGCAUGAGCCUGAAUUUGACUAUCUCAAAUCAUUAGAAAUUGAAGAAAAAAUAAAUAAAAUACGAUGGCUUAAGCGUAAAAAUCCUGCCCACUUCCUGCUUUCAACGAACGAUAAAACCGUUAAAUUAUGGAAAGUCAGCGAACGUGAUAAGUCAUUUGAAGGAUAUAAUACAAAAGAAGAGAAUGGGAUAUCUAAGGAUCCACAAAAUGUAACCGCCUUAAGAGUUCCUGCUGUGAAGAAUAUUCCACUAAUGGUUGAAGCAUCACCACGCCGUAUUUUCGCCAAUGCACAUACCUAUCACAUAAACUCAAUUAGUGUUAAUUCUGAUCAAGAAACAUAUUUGUCUGCUGAUGAUUUAAGAAUCAACCUGUGGCACCUAGAAGUGACGGAUCAGAGCUUUAAUAUAGUCGACAUAAAGCCAACUAAUAUGGAAGAAUUAACAGAAGUUAUAACAGCGGCUGAAUUUCAUCCGACAGAGUGCAAUGUGUUUGUGUACUCAAGCUCAAAGGGCACAAUUCGUUUAUGUGAUAUGCGAUCAUCAGCGCUGUGUGAUAGGCACAGCAAGCAAUUUGAGGAGCCGGAAAAUCCAACGAACCGAAGUUUUUUCAGUGAGAUCAUUAGUUCGAUAAGUGAUGUGAAAUUGAGUAAUUCAGGACGUUAUAUGAUCUCUAGAGAUUAUUUAAGUAUUAAAGUGUGGGAUUUACACAUGGAAACAAAACCCAUUGAAACUUAUCCGGUGCAUGAAUAUCUGCGUGCUAAACUCUGUUCUUUAUACGAGAACGAUUGCAUUUUUGAUAAAUUCGAGUGUUGUUGGAAUGGAAAAGACUCAUCCAUUAUGACUGGCAGUUACAAUAAUUUUUUCCGAGUGUUUGACCGUAAUUCAAGGAAAGAUGUCACACUUGAAGCUUCACGUGACAUUAUUAAACCAAAAACGGUGUUAAAACCGCGCAAAGUAUGCACUGGCAAUAAGCGAAAAAAGGACGAGAUUAGCGUUGAUUGCCUCGAUUUUAAUAAAAAAAUAUUGCACACCGCCUGGCACCCACAAGAGAAUGUUAUAGCUGUAGCAGCAACCAAUAAUCUAUUCAUAUUUCAGGAUAAAUUUUAG